Phragmites australis (common reed) is the source of this 1877-nucleotide messenger RNA. RefSeq lists its product as uncharacterized. The transcript is spliced from 2 exons. The record is from RefSeq and is a predicted model, not a curated record. Bases 146 to 1540 code for a protein of 464 amino acids. Lineage: Eukaryota; Viridiplantae; Streptophyta; Magnoliopsida; Poales; Poaceae.
CCCUCGUCACCAGUCCUUCCCCAUCGCCGUUCGCAAAUUGAAAAAUCCAGCCUUUCUUCCGCACGGAGAUCCAGUGCACCUUCCGCCAUUGCUGCAAUUCGCAUCCACCCGAGGAGGAAGGCGAGGCAUUGCAAGGGAGGAGGCGAUGGACCCGUGCCCGUUCGUGCGGGUGCUGGUCGGCAACCUGGCGCUCAAGAUGCCGGUGGCCCCGCGCCCCGCAGGUGCCGGCGCCGGCGUGCACCCCACCACCUCGCCCUGCUACUGCAGGAUCCGCCUCAACAAGCUGCCCUACCAGAACGCCGCCGCGUCGCUGCUGCCCUCCGACGAGGAGGGGCCGGCGUCGUGCACGGGCGCGUUCGCCGCGGCGUUCCACCUCUCCAAGGCCGACCUCGACCGGGCCACCGCGAAGCCAGCGCUCUUCGGGCCCCGCCGCCGCGCGGCGCGGCUGAAGGUGGCGGUGUACGCCGGGCGCAGGGCCACCACGUGCGGUGUCAACUCGGGCAGGCUGCUCGGGAAGGUGGUCAUCCCGCUCGACCUCAAGGGCGCGGAGGGGAAGCCCGUCGUGUUCCACAGCGGAUGGGUCGCCAUCGGCAAGCGCCGCGGUGGGCGGAAGCCGGCCUUGGCCUCUGCCGGCGCCGCCGCGCAGGCGCAGCUCAAUCUCACCAUCCGCGCGGAGCCGGACCCGCGGUUCGUGUUCGAGUUCGACGGCGAGCCCGAAUGCAGCCCACAGGUGCUCCAGGUGCAGGGCAGCAUGAAGCAGCCCAUGUUCACGUGCAAGUUCUCCUGCCGCAGCAACAGCGACCUCCGCUCACGGUCGGUGCAGUCAGAUCCGGGGACCGGCGGCCGCAACUGGCUGACCAGGUUCGGGUCGGACCGUGAGCGGGCGGGGAAGGAGCGGAAGGGGUGGUCGGUGACGGUACACGACCUGUCGGGCUCGCCGGUGGCGCUGGCCUCGAUGGUGACGCCUUUUGUGGCGUCGCCCGGGUCUGACCGGGUGAGCCGAUCCAACCCGGGCGCCUGGCUCGUGCUCCGCCCAGGCGACGGCACGUGGAAGCCGUGGGGCCGGCUCGAGUGCUGGCGCGAGCGCAGCGGCGCCGGAGCCGGCGGCGACAGCCUGGGGUACCGGUUCGAGCUCCUGGUCCCGGACCACAGCGGCAUGGGCGUGGGCGUCUGCGUGGCCGAGUCCAGCGUCCCGGCCUCCAAGGGCGGGCGCUUCGCCAUCGACCUGACGGCGGCGCAGCCAUUCGGGCGGAGCGGGUCCCCCGGGUGCAGCCCCCGCGGGAGCGGCGACUUCGGGCAGUACGGGCUGUGGCCGUUCGGGAGCUUCCGCGGGUUCGUGAUGUCGGCGGCGCUGCAGGGGGAGGGGCGGUGCAGCAGGCCGACGGUGGAGGUGGGCGUGGCCCACGUCGUGUGCGCGGAGGACGCGGCGGCGUUCGUGGCGCUGGCGGCGGCCGUGGACCUGAGCAUGGACGCGUGCCGGCUCUUCUCGUGCAAGCUGCGCAGGGAGCUCUCGGCGUCCCGCGCCGACCUGCUCCGGUGAAAGUACCAACCGGAUCGUUGUUGUCUCGUCAAACGACAACGACGACGGCAUUGCAGAAUCGCUACCAAGCUUUGUUCCCUUUUUUUGAGUGGAGAUGAUCACUUCUUGUUUGUGAUUUGAGUAGCUGUUCUUAGUCUUCUAGGUGCUUUUUAAAGUCUAGAAGAAAUCGAAUUCAAGCAGUAGUAACGAAUGAAGCGAGUUGUGUUCGUGUUUGUGUGAUGAAUUUGGAGCCUUUUUGGCCGAGGAAGAAUUGAAAAAGAAACCUUGUGCUCGUUGUACUGCUACCAACUAGUAGCAAGUCCCAAAGGAGGAGACGAAGUUUCUCACUUUGUUCUUC